Solanum stenotomum is the source of this 657-nucleotide messenger RNA. Its product is annotated as protein ACCELERATED CELL DEATH 6-like. Lineage: Eukaryota; Viridiplantae; Streptophyta; Magnoliopsida; Solanales; Solanaceae. Gene Ontology annotation, molecular function: protein phosphatase regulator activity; protein phosphatase 1 binding. Gene Ontology annotation, cellular component: plasma membrane. The record is from RefSeq and is a predicted model, not a curated record. The transcript has a single exon. The coding region runs from base 1 to 657 and encodes 218 amino acids.
AUGGAUAUUCUCUUCCAUGAUGCAUGCAACAUCAUUACCGAAAAGUUGGUCAUUGUAGUCCUGCCCAUGAUAUCUGUGACAAGAAGGAUGGUGGUGGUGGUACCUGAAUGGACGGAGUCGGUGGGUACUCAUGAGUAUAGAGCUUGGCGAGAUGAAAGACUAGUCAAAGACAUUAUGAAUGCAACUCAAAUGCAUUUAGUUGUGGCAACUCUGAUAAUGACAGCUACCUGCACCGUUGGUUUUACAUUGCCAGGAGGUACUGAAAGCGAUACUAAUAGCCCUAACAAAGGGAUGGCAAUUCUAUUAAGGAGAAUAACAUUUCGUACAUUUGUUGUUUCAGAUGUUAUCGCCUUAACAUUCUCUGAUGCUGCUGUAUUCGCCUACUUUUACAUUGCAACAAUAACAAUAGUAUCAUCUGUACCGGAGUUACAAGUUAUUGACCAGCUUUAUAAUAACGCAACUAUGUUGCAGCUUCUGUCGAUAGCAGCAGGUCUAGUUGCAUUUGCAACUGGCAUGUAUGCUACUUUAGCACAUUCAGUUGGUCUUGCCGUUACUAUAUGUGUUAUCAACGUCAUCUCUUACUAUUUGGUCUGCUUUAUGAUUCUUCUUCCUAAAACAAGGCCUAGUGAAAAUCGUCUGAACAGAUCCAUUGUGUGA